Messenger RNA from Syzygium oleosum, 2393 nucleotides. Its product is annotated as probable L-type lectin-domain containing receptor kinase S.5. The transcript is spliced from 2 exons. Gene Ontology annotation, cellular component: plasma membrane. Gene Ontology annotation, molecular function: protein kinase activity; ATP binding; carbohydrate binding. NCBI's taxonomy places the organism in Eukaryota, Viridiplantae, Streptophyta, Magnoliopsida, Myrtales, Myrtaceae. The coding region runs from base 91 to 2181 and encodes 696 amino acids. Gene Ontology annotation, biological process: protein phosphorylation. The record is from RefSeq and is a predicted model, not a curated record.
UCAUCUUCCUCUUCCUCCUCUUCUUCUUCUUCUUAUUCUUCUGCUUCAUCCUCUUCUUGAAUCCCACCAAACCCCUCACGCUUCCAUGAAAUGGGCCGAGCUCUAGCGCCUCUCCCCGCAGACCUCGCUUCCCUGGCUCUCCUCCUCCUCCUCCUCCUCCUCCUUUCUCUCAUCUCUCCGUUACAGUCCACCAAAGUGCCAGAUUUCCAGUUCGGCCCCUUCGAUCCCUCCUACUACACCCCCUUCUCCGUCAACCGUCCGUCCACCAUCUCCAACGAGGCCCUCCAGGUCACCCCCGACUCCGCCGGCAACUUCACCCUCACGAACCAAUCCGGCAGGAUCCUCUUCAAAAAGGGCUUCAAGCUCUGGGACGGACCCUCCACCGCCCCUACCAAGCUCGCCUCCUUCAACACCUCCUUCGUCAUCAACCUCUACCGGGUCAACGACACCAGUGCCCCCGGUGAGGGCCUGGCCUUCAUCGUUGCGCCGGACCUGAACCGCCUGCUGGGGAGCUCCGGCGGCUACCUCGGGCUCACCAACGCCACCACCGACGGCCACGCCAGCAACCACCUCCUGGCCGUCGAGUUCGACACCUUCAAGCAGGACUAUGACCCGGACGCGAACCACAUCGGCCUCGACAUCAACACGGUCCGGCACAACCAGACCGUCUCGCUGGCGGGCCAAGGCUUCCAACUCGCUCCAAACGGCACCAAAUACUUCCACGUCUGGAUCGACUACGAUGGCGCCCGGAAGCUCCUGGCGGUCUACAUGACCGACGAGGACGAGUCCACCCCGACGAAGCCCAAGCCGGCAUCUCCAAUCAUGACGGCCACCGUCGAUACGAGCAAGGUGGUGAGCCAGAACUCCUACUUCGGGUUCGCCGCGUCGACCGGGGAGAACGUGGAGCUCAACUGCGUGCUGCUUUGGAACCUGACGGUGGAGGAGCUGCCGAAGGGCAUGCCGGCGGGGCUGGUGAUCGGGCUGGCCGCCGGGAUCCCGGCGGCGGCGCUGGUGCUGGCCGGGGCGGCCGUCCUGGGCUUCUUCUGGGUGAGGCGGCGGAGGGCGGAGGCGAGCGACCCGAACAUACUGGGGACGCUGAAGAGCCUGCCGGGGACGCCGAGGGAGUUCAAGUUCAAGGAUCUGAAGAAGGCGACGGGGAACUUCGAGGAGCGGAACAAGCUGGGGCAGGGAGGGUUCGGGGUGGUGUACAAGGGGGUGCUGGCGGCGGAGGGCCGGCAGGUGGCGGUGAAGAAGUUCUCCAGGGACGACCUGAAGGGGAAGGGCGACUUCCUGGCGGAGCUCACCAUCAUCAACCGCCUCCGGCACCGCCAUCUCGUCCCCUUGCUCGGAUGGUGCCACCAGAACGGGAUGCUGCUCUUGGUCUAUGAGUACAUGCCCAAUGGGAGCCUCGACCGCCACAUCUUCUGCGGCCCGGAGGCGCAGACCCUAGGGUGGACCCACCGCUACAAGAUCGUCUCCGGCGUCGCGUCCGCCCUCCACUACCUCCACGACGAGUACGACCAGAAGGUCCUCCACCGCGACCUCAAGGCCAGCAACAUCAUGCUCGACUCCAACUUCAACGCCCGCCUCGGUGACUUCGGCCUCGCCCGAGCAAUCGACAACGAGAAGACCUCCUACGCCGAGCUCGAGGGCGUCCCGGGGACGGUCGGCUACAUCGCCCCCGAGUGCCUCCACACGGGCAAGGCCACCCGGGAGUCCGACGUCUUCGGCUUCGGCGCGGUCAUCCUCGAGGUGGUGUGCGGCCAGCGCCCGUGGAACAAGGCCGGGUUCAGCGGGUUCCAGUUCUUGGUGGACUGGGUGUGGUCGCUCCACCGCGACGGGCGGAUCCUGGAGGCGGUGGACGAGCGCUUGGGCGAGGACUAUGCGGUGGAAGAGGCCCGACGGUUGCUGCUCCUCGGGCUGGCCUGCUCGCACCCGAUCGCCGCCGAGAGGCCCAAGACGCCGGCGAUCGUGCAAAUUCUUUCCGGGUCGGUGGACGUGCCGCGCGUCCCGCCUUUCAAGCCCGCGUUCGUCUGGCCCUCGGCGAGCCCGCUGACCGAGGACGGAGACACCACAGACGUGACGCCGAUGACGUCGUCGUCACGGUUCGGGUCGGGUUGGACACCGAGGUACACGAGCAAAGAGAGUGAUACCGGGUACAGCAACAGCUCUCCUGUGUGAUAUGCAAAGAUUGGAAUGGCCUUGUAGGACUACUACAGUGCUGCGGAGAAAAGAGAAGGUUUUUUUUUUUUUUUUGCUCCUUUUUAAUUAAGAUUUUCUCUAUAUCAUUUUCAAUUGGAGUCUACAUUUUAUUUCCUUUUUGUUCGAUUUACUAAUUUAGUUGUCUUUUAUUUGGGCCUCGGUCAAUUGUUUAUAUAUAUAUUUUUUUAUGU